Molecule: messenger RNA, 1171 nt
Organism: Scomber japonicus (chub mackerel)
Lineage: Eukaryota; Metazoa; Chordata; Actinopteri; Scombriformes; Scombridae
Product: dehydrogenase/reductase SDR family member on chromosome X-like
Exons: 7
Coding region: 31-1011 (326 amino acids)
Source: RefSeq, a predicted model, not a curated record
CUCAACAUUACCGACAUAUAACUAACAGGGAUGUGGUCUUAUAUUCAGUCCUAUCUUCUCCCAGCUGUUAAACUCUACCUGCUGGGUUUGGAGGUCCUGCUGGGUCAGCUGUUCAGCAAAAUCUCCAGGUUGCCAGUGAUGCCCAGACAAGAUGGCAAGGUUGCCAUAGUGACAGGAGGAGGCAAGGGAAUCGGCUAUGAGGUAGUCCGCCACAUGGCCAGGCUGGGGGCGCAUGUUAUCAUAGGUGGGAGGGAUGAACAGGAGGGUCUGGCAGCCAUCAGAAGGAUCUGUGAAGAGUUCAAAGAGGCCAAAGUGGAGUUCAAGAAACUGGACCUCGCCUCUUCGCAGUCUGUCCAUCAGUUUGUGGAGAGCUUCAAGGAGCGGGAUCUACCGCUUAACAUUUUGGUCAAUAAUGCGGGUGUCAUGCUGGUUCCCGAGGGUCGUACUGAGGAUGGAUUUGAGCAGCACUUUGGUGUGAACUACUUAGGCCACUUCCUGUUGACCUGGCUGCUCCUGGACACACUGAAGAACAGUGGGACAUCUAGUGAUUUCUCCCGUGUGGUUAAUGUCUCCUCCUCUGCUCACCGCAUCGGCGAGAUCAGACUCAGUGACUUGAAUAACUGCCAGUGUUAUUCAGCCUACAGAGCUUAUUGUGACAGUAAGCUGGCCCAGCUGUUAUUUAGCUCCCACCUCCACCGAGAGCUGCAGGGUGGUGGUUUUCCAGUGAGUUCAUGUGCUGUGGAUCCUGGCAUGGUGGAUACUGCUCUCUAUCAACAUCUCUGGACGCCCCUCCGCCUGGCACAGAGUGCUCUUGCUCGCCUGCUUUUCAGGACUCCUGCAGAGGGCGCUGCCACUGUGCUGUACGCUGCUCUGUCUCCAGCCCUGGAGGGGGAGUGUGGAGGAGGCUACUGGGCCAAUGGGCACAGGGAGAUGACAACAUCGUCGACCUCUGACCUCCAGCUGCAGCUAAGCCUAUGGGAAGCCAGCCGCAGGUUGCUGGUCCUGCAGUAGCACGGGACUAAAGGAGGACUAACUGGGCUAAACCCCAGAUGAAAGCUUCAGAUAUAGACCCUUAACUCGGGGCAACCAGCCAACCUUUCCUAAUUUUUCUCCUUUUCUCCUUUCAUACCUCACGUCGAGGUUUUCGUAGCAAUUUAUGUUGACAAUCUCA